Molecule: messenger RNA, 832 nt
Organism: Punica granatum (pomegranate)
Lineage: Eukaryota; Viridiplantae; Streptophyta; Magnoliopsida; Myrtales; Lythraceae
Source: RefSeq, a predicted model, not a curated record
CCAUGAUUGAAUUUGGCUCGCGGUAGGACAGCAGCUGGAAGAGAUCGAUAAUGGCGGCCAACUGCGCAAGGAGAACGCUGCAGUUCUCUUCGGCCUCCGCAAGAACCCUACUAACGCGCUCACCUCCCUCUCCUUCUUCGCCGGUGGCUUCGAAGCUGAGAGGGCUCUCUGAUGCCAAGCCCGGGUCUUCUUCUUCGCGGCUCUUCACUCCCCAGCUCACCCUCUCGAGGCUGCCGGUUGAGUUGGGCGGGGUGCUGACGAUGAUACCACUGCACAGUGUUACAGCCUCUGCUCUGUUCACUUCGUUGCUCUCUCUGAGCAGUCACAGCUGGGGCUGUCUAUCUGAAGGAUUUGCUACGCCUCUAUAGCAUGGCCCUCGGAAUUUGUGGUACGCUUUGUGGCUUCAUUAUCGGCAAGCAGAUGAUUCGUUGAUUCCCUAGCUCAAAUACAAAAGAGCCAACUAUAAGCCUUUUUUUUUUCUUUUGGCAGAGAGAUGGUUCGUUUUGUUGCAUUGCUUUUUGAACUUUUGGAGGUUGCCAGUAAUAAUAAUUACUACGAAACCGGUUUUGAGCUCGUUGGGGGACGACAAAAUGGAUUGGGGAGGACAAUUUUGUAAUGCAUUUUCUAUUUGGUAUUAGCUUGUGCACCAAUUAUUCGAUCAUCGAGCCGUCUCUUGGCCAACCGUACGCCUUUCAAUGUUAGACCAGCUGCUGGUAACUGAGAAGUCAAUGAGAGGCUACCAAAGGUGACGGAAGUUCAACUGUUUGAGAGAGAAUCAAGUGUUGGAGGAAUGGAUCCUCUUUGAAUGGAAAAUUGCAAACCUGGCCUUGAA